Messenger RNA from Styela clava, 1909 nucleotides. NCBI's taxonomy places the organism in Eukaryota, Metazoa, Chordata, Ascidiacea, Stolidobranchia, Styelidae. The record is from RefSeq and is a predicted model, not a curated record.
AGCUAAUAUAGGAAGAAAGAUCAUCUUGGGGAUUCAUGAAAACACUGUCGCUUUGAUUUUGCGACGAAACAUUUAUCGACGAAUGAUAGACUCGUUCGAGAAUGAAGAUAAAUAUAAAGAACAUCUUAAAAAUGAAAAAUUGAAGAAAAGGAGAAAAAAGGAUUUAAAACAAACAAAGGAACCUCCCAAAGAGACCACAGAAGUACAACAGCCUGAACUCGAUGAAGAAUUCAACACCUAUAGUGACAUUCCACAAGAGAUAUUGAAUCUAAAAUUCACAAAACCGAAUCCGGCGAAAAUCGGGAGUUUCUCUAACUUGAUGUUGAAUAUGAAGUCAAGGUCAUACAGGGAAAGGCACAAUGCUUGUUUACUGGAAGGAAAGUUUCUGAUUGCUGAUGCCAUGAAGUCUGGAAUGUUUGUCCGCUCUCUCUACUUCAGCAGAUUGCAGAAUCUUGUCGGCUUGCCGGCCGAUCUUCUGCCGAAGAUAAAUUUAAUCAAAGUUGGAUUCGAAGAGAUACAACAAGCUUCAGAGGUUAAAGUCCAAACAGAUGGACUCUUGGCGAUCGCCAGCAAACAAGAUGAGAUUACCAGAAAAAAAGUGAUUAGUCAUCGAAAUGAAUUGUUGCAUGAGAAUGACGAAAGUCUUCUGCCAAUAACACUGGUUUGUGACAACAUAAGGGAUGCAGGAAACAUGGGAACAAUACUACGAGGUGCUGCUGCCGCUGGUUGUGAACAGGUGAUAACAACUAAAGGUUGCGUGGAUAUUUGGGAUUCAAAAGUUAUUCGAGCUGGUGCUGGAGCUCACUUUAAGAUUCCUAUCGAACACAGCCUUACGUGGGAUGAAGUCGGUGAAACGAUGCAAAAAUUCGAUGUACGAAAUGUUCAAUUAUCUCAUCACAGUGCAGAAAACAUGCGGUUGUCUGAACUUGUGACAGAUUUCCGAAGAUUUAAAGAAGACUCUGAAUUUUAUAAAGAGCUUACUGCCGAUAUGAAUAUCAAGGAUAGUGAUGUCACAAUCAAUAAUUAUAAAAAUGUCAUCUUUGAAUCAAAACCUUAUUAUGAUGUCACAUAUGAAAAGGGACACACUGUCGUCGUCAUCGGUGGUGAAGUACAUGGAGUGAGCGCUGAUGCAUGUCAGUUUGCUCUUGAAUCAACGAAAGCAGGGAAAAGAAAGGUCGAAGGUUACAUGGGUUUGAUAAACGUUCCAAUGUUUGUUGGUUCAGACUGUCUCAACACAGCGGUCGCCGCAAGUAUAAUAUUGUUUGAUGCCAAGAGGAAGAUAUUGACAGAAAUGAACUGAAUUCUCAUAUGGAAUGGAGCAGACAGACUUGCAUGAUGGCUUAGUGAUCUGCGGGUGUCACAAGCAAAAACUCUUUGAAUCCCACGCUCACCACUUCACCCAAAGGGUGAUAAACUUGGCUGACAAUGCCGUUCCAGAAAUAUUCAGUAUUUCCUAAACUAGUGCCAUGCAUGUCAAUCUUUUCACAAAAAGUGUUGGACUUGGCUGGAAAUGCAACUUAUUUUGAGCAAGCUUGCUCUGUGUGUACAUAGAGCCUGAUCAAUGCGAAGGGCGGAAAAGUAAAAUGUGAAAAGUGUAUUUUCCCUAAUUUUUCAUUGUUGAGUUUGUUGAAUUUUCCAGAAUAAUUAGCUUGAAGCUUAUUACUCAUCCAGAAGUAAAUGAAACUCAUUUGAUAGAGAAUUUAUGGCCGACAAAUGAACUGCCAAGAGGUGAAACUCGAUAAAAUCCAGAAACUAGAUAAAAUUAUGGCGAUGCAAAACGCACCAGUGUAUAUACUGGUGAAGGCGCCGCGGCGGUGUGGCUCAUCGUGCUAAGCGUUAGGAAUACGCACGCCACCGCCCCUCUAAUUACUCUGCGUAGGUUCAAAUCCCAUGUGGGGAUGGUUAUGUG